UUGGCCCGCUGUGGCACUCAGCUCUACGUGGCCCUCUCUCUGGGCAGCACUGAGGCCCUCCUCCUGGCCUCCAUGGCUGUUGACCGCUGCCUGGCCAUCUGCCGGCCCCUUCACUAUGUUGCUAUCAUGACUCCAGGUCUUUGUGGGGGUCUGGCAGGCGGUGCCUGGGCUCUAGGCUUCUUGCUGUCUCUGCACAAUGCUGCCGCCGCUGUACACCUUCCUUACUUCUUCGGGCGCCCACCAAUUGACCACUUCUGUGAACUGCCAGCAGUUCUGAGGGUGGCCUGUGCUGACACGGCCCCCAAUCGGGCCCUGGUCUAUGCCACGGGUGUCCCCAUUCUUCUGGGGCCCUUUGGCUGCAUUCUGGCUUCCUAUGGUCUCAUCUCGGCCACUGCCCUGUGCCUCCCCUCUGCCUGGGGCCGCCGCGAAGCUCUCUCCACCUGUGGAGCCCACCUGGCUAUGGUUAGCCUCUUCUAUGGAACCGUGAUGGCCAUGUACCUGAGGCCCAAGGGACCCACCCCAGCUGGGCACCACAAGCUCACAACAGUCUUCUACAUUGUGGUCACUCCACUGCUUAACCUGCUCAUCUACAGUCUGCAGAACAAGGACGUCCACAGGGCCGCCAGGUACGCUAUUGUCCUCCUCAAGGGGAUGAGGGCAGGAGCCAUAGGAUCAUAG
Molecule: messenger RNA, 678 nt
Organism: Phascolarctos cinereus (koala)
Lineage: Eukaryota; Metazoa; Chordata; Mammalia; Diprotodontia; Phascolarctidae
Product: olfactory receptor 2G6-like
Biological process (GO): G protein-coupled receptor signaling pathway
Cellular component (GO): membrane
Molecular function (GO): olfactory receptor activity; G protein-coupled receptor activity
Source: RefSeq, a predicted model, not a curated record